AUGGCCAACCAGCUACACAGUGCCCCGCCCUUCCGGGCCGAACAUAUGGGUUCCUUGCUGCGUCCCGACAACCUGCUUGCGGUGCGUGAGAAGAUCCGCGAUACCGGUAUCUCGGAGCAGGAGGCUGGUCUGCAGGCCGUGGAGGAGGAGACUGUUCGUGAUGUUGUCAAGCUCCAGCGGGAUCUGGGCUACAAGGCUGUCACUUCUGGUGAAUUCAACCGGACCCGUUUUUGGGGACAGAUGUGGGAUGAGUUCGAGGGCACCAUCCGUCUUCAGGAUGCCGAAGCGUCCAUGUUCAGACUCUACCAUCCCGAUGUGGUCAGUCUGAUUGAAAAGGACCGCAAGGUCAUGCCCGGUGACUCGGUCAUCGCUGGAACCAAGCUUUCCUGGAACCCUGAGAAGUCGGUGUCGAACCUGCACGAACUGAAGCUGGUUCAGCAGGCUCUGCCUGAGAGUGAAUGGCACACCAUAAAGCUGACCAUGAUCACUCCCGCCUGGUUCCACAUGCGCUACAAGCAGGGUAAGGCUUACACUCCCGAGGCCUACGCCAACGACGAGGAGUACUUCCAGGACGUCGCAAAGGUGUACCAGGCCGAGCUCGACGCCUUGUACAAGGCUGGACUGAGAAACGUCCAGUUCGAUGACCCGGGUAUGGCCUACUUCUGCUCCAAGGCCUUCCGCCAGGGCUGGGAAGAAGACAAGGACAACAUCGGCACGGUCGAAGAUCUGCUUGACGCCUACAUCAAGCUGUACAACGACUCAAUCAGCAAGAUCCCUGCUGACAUGCACACCGGUAUUCAUCUUUGCCGCGGUAACUUCAUCGGAGGCAGACACUUUGCGGAGGGAUCUUAUGACAUCAUCGCCAAGAAGCUGUUCGAGAACCUGAAUGUCAACACAUUCUACCUUGAGUAUGACACCGAGCGUGCAGGUGGCUUUGAGCCUCUCAAGUUCUUGCCCAAGAACAAGAACGUUGUUGUCGGUGUCAUCAGCACGAAGCUUCGCGAGCUGGAGGAUAAGGAGGCGAUGAAGGAGCGGAUCUACAAGGCCGCCGACUUUGUUAGUGCUGGUAGUGGUGAGACUCGCGAGGAGGCCCUCAAGCGUAUCUGCGUCAGCCCUCAAUGCGGUUUCAGUACCCACGAGAGCGGAUACCCUCUGAGCCUGGAGGACGAGAAGAAGAAGCUGGGUCUGACCAGGCAGAUCGCUGAUGAGAUCUGGGGACAACCUUGA
Molecule: messenger RNA, 1227 nt
Organism: Aspergillus luchuensis
Lineage: Eukaryota; Fungi; Ascomycota; Eurotiomycetes; Eurotiales; Aspergillaceae
Product: cobalamin-independent methionine synthase II family protein
Exons: 2
Coding region: 1-1227 (408 amino acids)
Molecular function (GO): zinc ion binding; 5-methyltetrahydropteroyltriglutamate-homocysteine S-methyltransferase activity
Source: RefSeq, a predicted model, not a curated record